AUGUCUUUCUACGAACUCACCCCCACCGACGCCAAGGGAAAGCCCUUCCCAUUCGAGCAAUUGGAAGGCAAGGUCGUGUUGAUUGUCAACGUGGCAUCCAAAUGUGGCUUCACGCCUCAAUACAAGGAGUUGGAGGAGCUUAACAAGAAGUACGGCGACAAGGGCUUGCAAAUCAUUGGAUUCCCAUGCAAUCAGUUUGGACACCAGGAGCCAGGUAGCAGCGAGGACAUUGAGUCAUUCUGCUCGUUGAAUUACGGAGUUACUUUCCCAGUUUUGAAUAAGAUUGAAGUGAACGGCAAAGGUGCCGAUCCAGUGUAUAAGUACUUGAAGGAUCAAAAGUCUGGUCUUUUGGGCUUGAAUCGUAUCAAGUGGAACUUUGAGAAGUUCUUGAUCAACAAAAAGGGAGAAGUUGUGGAUAGAUACUCUUCUUUUACUAAGCCACAGGACUUGGAGUCUACUAUUGAAGGAUUGUUGAAGUGA
Molecule: messenger RNA, 480 nt
Organism: Sungouiella intermedia
Lineage: Eukaryota; Fungi; Ascomycota; Pichiomycetes; Serinales; Metschnikowiaceae
Source: the annotation of a GenBank genome assembly